CCGAAACAGAAAAAUAAGUUCAAUCCAACACAACACGUAAUACUGUGAAGCAGUUUCUCCAUAGUGUAUGUCCUACUCGCCUAGUAAAGAUAGCGAGAAAGCGUUAAAGGAGAGUGACGCAAGGAGACAGCGUUGUCUACGUAGAACUACUGACAUUGACUAAGAACAUAAUGCAUAUACUGAUAUCGUGAAUCCAUAUCAAUCGGCCGGCUUUGCUCUGGGCCCGCUAGUGCCCGUCCCAGCACGGAUUGGGAUAGAACUAUACCAGUUGUGUAUAGUCUUUCCUAUAUGUUGUGAAUUGGCUUGGAGAUGGAGCUUCGAUGCCACAGACGGUGAAACUGUCUCGGAUACGCCCAGAUACGCCAGUUGGGGCAGCUAUUGACGCGCUCACCGCUUAGCAAGCGCAACUCCACAAUGACAUCGCGGAUAGAAGGAGCUUUUGAUGCCUUAGAAGAUGGGCUCUGUGUCUUUGAGUCGGCAAGCGGACGUUUGUUGCACGCCAACGCGGCGUACAGGCGUCUCCUGCCAACUCCGCAACUCCAAGCACACUGGGGAGAUUGGCUAGAACCUGAAUGCCGGAGAGACGCCGAGGCAGCUGUGGAGAGCAAUGGAAGGCAUACCGUCGCUCUUAUGCACCGCUUGCCGAAUGGCGAAGCCGCUCGGCUAGAGCUAACCGUUAGCCGACUGGCCCCUGGCGACUCCUGUAUGGCGCGGGUCAAGCACCUAGCCACACCUGUGCAGCACCCAGAGGCCCAACCACCACACCAACCCACCACACCGCCCACCACAGACAGCAACACCCUUCUUGCUUCAGCCGCGGGCCUCUUCGGCUGCUGUCCGCAGCCGCUGUGCAUCGUAGCCCUGCAGCAGCCCCUGCAACACCAGGCACUCCAACAACCGCACCAGCAGCAGCAGCGGCACCAGCCGGAGCAGCAGCAGGAGCAGCAGUCGGUCCACCGUCCCAGCCAGCUACUGCCACCGCCUCAGGCGCCAGGAGAGCACCCCCACGGACACACCCCCACGGCAGCUGCCAGCUGCCCCCCUGCGGAGCUUCUGCGGGAUCCAAAUGAUGCGUACGGCACGCUGCUGUACCACAACGAGGCCAUGCUGCACCUCGCCGGCGGCGACCCGCAGCUCCUGCGCAGCGCCGGACUGGGGCUGCUGCUGCUGCGCCGGCGGCGGCAGCCACUGCCUCCCUCCGCCGCCUGCACCGCAUCCUGCAGUAGCAGUGGCAGUACCGCGGCAGGAGGAGGCCUGGAUUCAUGCUCCAGGGGUGCGGCCGGGGACGAAGCAGUGGAGCGGGAGUGGGAAGAAGAGGAGCAGGCGGG
This is a messenger RNA of Astrephomene gubernaculifera, 1328 nucleotides long. The record is from the annotation of a GenBank genome assembly. NCBI's taxonomy places the organism in Eukaryota, Viridiplantae, Chlorophyta, Chlorophyceae, Chlamydomonadales, Astrephomenaceae.